GCCAGCCAUUAUCUUUUGGAUGGAAUUGUUGAGCUUGAGGCUACCUAUGCAUAAUAAAAGCAAAAUAUUAGAGAUGACUCGCUAAACAGUAACAGCAUACGGGUUCAUGAAUCUGAAUUGUAGUCUUAGUCAUGCAUUGCUGCUAUGUCACAAGAGUUGUUUGUCGUGUUUCCUCCAUUUAUCUAUUGAUUUGUCCCCUUGAUCGUAUUUUCCUCUAACAUUGCAUCGAACAAAACCUCCAUAAUCGUUUCUAAUCCGAGAAACCAUGAAUGAGAAGAUGAUGCCAAAAAUUAUCAAGAAGAAGGGCAGCAAGGCCUCCUCGAGCAGCAAGCGCAAUUCCAGUUCCGCUUCUUCGCCAUCGGGGAAGACGCAGAGUUCGGAAGAAUCCUCUCCAUCCCCAUCCGGAAAGAGCCAGAGCAACGAUGUCGUCUCGGAGAAGGACAGCCAAACAGGGGAAGAGCUCGAUCUGCAAGAGGACAAGGCUACCAUUGCCUCGUCGGACGACGUAGAAGAAGUAGAGGAGAAUGUAGAAGACGAUGAUGAAGUUCUUCCUGCAGAGGAGUUGGUAGUCGACGACAUCUUCGACGAUGGUGAGGACGAUAGCAGUUGCACACCAAAAUCGGAAAGGGCACUGGCGGAAAAGACUUCCUUUACAGAGGACCAAACGCACGAAGCGGGGGUCGAGUCAGCGGCUGCUGCCGCUGCAACUCUGAAGCGGCGGAAGUCCGUCAGUUCAUCCCCGAAGAAGGUGGUUAAUACAGUGGCUGUGCAAUCGUCGAAAACCGUUUCUGUUGCAGAAGAUGCCCCCGCGGCCACGACCCAGGCUGAACUGACCCCAACGAUGACCGCAGCUAGAAGAAAACCCAUUAUCGCCUGCCGAGUGUGGGAGCCCAAGCCGCUUUCCGUGGAAGGGAUUGAGCUGCAUCCAGAGGGGACUUUGACUGCCGUCGGGAGGGCGAAUGGGGUCGUGGAAAUCCGUGAUGAGUUCCAGUUUGUCCGAACGGUCCUCUAUCUGCCGUCGAUUAAGGACCAGGCGCGCUGCUUUGCCUGGGUGCCCAAGGUUCCAAGUGUCGUUGCAAGUACAAGCAGUAACGGUCGCGCGGACAACGACUCAAACUCGUCGUCCGACGAGUCCAGUGACGACGAACCCGAGAAGAAGACCAGUAAAAACACUGACAAAAUGAAUAAAGCGCUGUCAAGAAAGGGCGACGAAGUUUCAACAUCGAAAAAGGCCACAGUUAGUACCGGAAAGGAGUCAACGACGUCCUCUGCAGCGACCACUUCUUCGCAAGAAAUCUCGCAGAUGAAGCCGAACGACUACUACCUGUUUGUCGCAGGAAAUCACGCCAAGUUUCACUGCUAUGAUGUAGAUUCCGGCGAGAUUGUGUUUUCCUCCGACAGUUUUGGUGGGGCCGUCUGGAGCAUGUCGUACGUGGCAGCGCAGGACUUUCUGCUCUUGACCUGCGACGACGGCUGCUUGAAGGUAUGAUGGUCUAGAUGGUCGUGGAUAUGAUCACACAAUAGCUGCACAACAUACUUACACCUUUUUGAUGUGUUUGACCUCGUUAUCGUUUUAGAAAAACAGUUGAAAUUAUGGGGCCUAGAAUAAUCAAUGAUCGAAACACUUCUUCAUCAAAAAUGAACAGGUUUUCCGUCGCGACGAGCAGCAGAACGACUUUUCGCUUUCCUAUCAAAAGGAAAAAUUCCCCCUCCCCAUAUCAAAACGGAAAUCUGUGAUGCAGAUUUGUUGUCACAAAUCAGUUUUGUCAUGCUACACGGGAAAAGAUGCGGACUGUAGUGCUGGGCGCCGUGGUCAAGCCUUGCAUCUUCAGCAUGAUAGGAGGCAGCUGAGAGCGGGAAACAGCAAGACAAAUUGCCUGCAAACGAGGCCACGACUGCGGCUCUUGGCCUUCUAGCAUUACAAGUCGAUUUGUGACCUCAAAUACAGCAUCAGAAAUUUCGUUUUCGAUAUGGGGAGGGGGGAUUUUUCCUUACAAUAUUUCCCAGUCGCUGAACAGUCAAGUGAAAACCAAGAAGAAAGCGCCCCACGUAUCCUGAGUAAAAACGUACCCACACCAUAGUUGUCAUGCAGCUCUGCAUGCUUAAAAUGUUUCUCAUGCGGAGCCCCAUGAGAAGCAUUUUCUAAUGCCGUUUUGAAAUUUGCCAUGCUCCAAUCAGCACGAGAUACUAGAUCUGUAAUGCUGCUAAACUAGCUCAAACAGCACUACACUACGCGGACAAACUUGUCAUGCCAAACAACCAAAGCUGGCUGAUUUGUCUAGCAGAUUCCCCAUCCUGACUCUGGUGUGGGUACGUUUUUACAUAGGAUACCACGCCAGCAGCCAUUGCGUUUUGCAAAACGGAAGUGUGGUGUUAGUUGGAGACACAGUCGGCAAAGUGUCGAAAUGGACAAAAGAUUCCGCCACGGGGAGAUUUGUGUCCGCCGGCGUGAUGCGAGUCAACCUACCGGACGAAUCCGCGAAAAGGAAAAAAACCCAAGGUAAGUUGUUGCUUUGCGCUCUUUUUUUUUCGUUAGCAUAUUGAAUGAUGCGGGAGCAUCAAUUUACACUGUGAUUGCGUGUUCAGAUUUCUUGUUGUCCAACAUCAUGUCACUACAAACAAAAUCAAACCAAACAGGUCUCGCCAUCAUUAGCUGUAUGUGCCGAAUCGACGAUACCACUUUCGCUUGUGGCGAUUCUCUCGGCCAAGUGUCCUUCUACGACGCGAAGCAGUGUGUUUUGAUUCAGCAGUUCAAGAAACACGAUUCCGAGGUUUCUGCGGUGGCUCUGAAUACGAAUUUCCGCGGAAGUUGUAGCACCACCACCGCAUCGCACAUCCAGAAGACCGUUUUUUCGGCCGGUCUGGACAACAAGGUGCAAUCCUACGUGUUGCAAGACCCCGAGGAGUGCUUGAAGACGAAUCUGCUGAAGUACAUCGUCGGGACAGCCUACUUCCCGCCGGACUGCCGGCACGGGUUGAAUUCGAUGGUCUUCAUCGGGAAGAGCAACAGCUUGGUUUACGGUGGCGGGAACGGAAGUCUGUACCAGACCCAGCUGAACACAGGCGUGCAGAUGAUCAACGAAUCCAAUCCGGGAGGAAAUAAUUCCACUACCGACAUCAACGCAAACCCGCAGCAACUCCAAUUCUACAUGAACCCGACGCGGCGCGUGGCCGGGCCCUACGACGGCCAGUACUGGACGAGAAACAGGAUAGCGACCAGUGUGUCUUCUUCUUCCAGCGCAAGCGCAACGGCUUCCGCCAGCUCCUCCUCGAGCCGGGGUAAAAAUGCGGCCAGCUCGGCAGGAGCCGGGGACCAGCACUCGCAAUCCUCGGGCAGUUUGUUGCUCUGUGCGGAUGUCAACGUCGCCCACGUGUGGUAUCUGGACUUUGAAGAAAAGGAGUGCGAAGAGAAGGUUAGCGCUGUAGCGGAACAAGCGGGUGUUCUACUUGCAGCGGGAACAACUACUGCGCAGAAAUCGAACAAGAGGAGCGGAAGCAGCAAGGCAGCCACGGCAUUGUGCAAGUCUUGUCCGGACCAACCAGAAAUUGUACCCAGAAAGCUCUUCGAAAUCAAGCUUGAGGUAAGGGAGGUGCUUUAUGAUGUUUGAAAAAUAGAAAUACACCAAUGAGCCGUAGUCUUAAAGAACUGUAUGAACUUCUUUACUGCACGGUGUUUUUCUCUUGUGAAAUGGUUGUAGUUUUGGCGCUGCGAAGAUGAAAAUAUAACUAUAAGUAAAUAAUCAUACCCGAUGAAUAAGCGCCAUUCUAUCAACACACCAGGACUUCAAAACCCGUCAUCUGAUUUGCUCUGCGGUGUCCAAGUCUGGCGAGUGGAUCGCUUUGUCAAAUACAACGAGGACGGUCGUGUUUCACGUCGACCAAGCCGAGUUGAAGCUGACGAAGCACUUCACCGCCGAGAACUCUCCUUCCACGGCGGUCAGCUUUGCCGGACCAAACGACCGCUAUCUAGUUUGCGCAAAAAGAGGGAACAAGCUCGAGAUCUUGGAUUUGGAAACGACCGCAAAAUGCACUCGCGACGACGUCGGUCGCUGGCAACUGCCGUCGGGGAGUAGCACGACUGGGGGCUUGAAUGGGAAGUCGAAAAUCUCCCUGCUUCGCUCCUGCAGGGAAUGGCUCGCCGUGGUGGACGGGUCGCAACAGCUGACAAUGUAUUUUUAGCUGUUUCCAUUUUUGUUUUUAUUAUUUAUUUCCACUAACGAUAGCUCAAGAUCAAGUGCAUUGGUCGUGGUUUCGGCAUUAAAAUGAUCGGCAUGCGAAGAUGCAGUGCUCGGAGGUGUAUAUAUUUUCAAGCUCAUCGCCCAAAAGAAUGACAGACAGUGUCUGAGCGCAUCCGAAUCAAAAAUGAACUGCGAGAACCACCCUAAUAUACAACAGAUACAACCUGGACACGCGCUCCGCCCACGUCCGGGUUCCGCGCAUGGAGGGCAGCGUGGUGGAUUGCGUCUUCGACGAGACGAAAAAUACGGUCUCUUGUCUCUACUCUUCCAACCAAUUUGUGAAGUUCGACCUGGAUCUGAUGCAGAUCGAGAGUAAGUGCGACAACGUCUUGUCCACCAAGGAGCAGAUCGAGGAAACGCUGGCCGUGGCAAGCAGAAUCUGCAAGUAUUCCGGAAUCUUGCAGCACAAAGCAGCUGGUGGAGUAUCUGCACAUGCAGCAGGUGCAGUAGCUGCGGAUAGAGCACGACGACAGGGAGCGGCAGGGGCGGAGGUUGUUUCAGAACCACCCGCAGGUGAUGGCGACCGAGAACAAGAGCACGACACUCAAGGGAACAAGAAGAGUUGUGAAAAGCCACAGGAUAAGCUGGUUUGUUGGUCUUCCAGCGGAAACAUGAUGGUUUUAACUGAGCAAGACGAAGGGCAAGCGCCGGCUUCGGAACAAGAGGAACCCGAAGAUCACACGAUAAAUCAGCUUCCGGCGAAGAAGAGAAAAAAACUGUUGUUGAGCAAAAAGUGGAAGAAACUGCAGCAGCAGAACAAGGAGGCGGUUGCAGCUCCUUCGUCGAGAAUAGUUCUGAAAAACAUCCCGGCAAGCAACCACCUCCAGCACGUACUGCAUUUUGGAGCCGUGACCGCAAACGGAGCCUGGAUCGCGGUGCAGGUGCCAGACGGAGUAAUGAAGAAGACACUGAGCCGCGCAACGGCAGCGGCGGCGGCCACGGCAAGAGAGCAGUACGGACGAAAGUGAGAACGUGAUGGUUACCGAGUUGCAGCUGGAAAUUAUCAGGAAGAAGCAUGUGUUGAAAGUUGUGAUAGUUGAAGCAAUUUAUGACUUUCAGUGCCAGCACUUUUCCUGAAAUAGAACCGGCUUGGUCACCAGCGACACGAAGUGACAUUGGGUUGUGCGCUUAGAUUUCCAUAGCAUUUGGAUUUCGGCUUAGAAUUACAGAGCUCAUACACUACUUUGCUUUCACGAAUUUGACUUCCUACCAACAGAAACGCGC
Amoebophrya sp. A120 is the source of this 5462-nucleotide messenger RNA. Lineage: Eukaryota; Dinophyceae; Syndiniales; Amoebophryaceae. The record is from the annotation of a GenBank genome assembly.